ACUAGGUGUCCGGCGGGAGCCAAGAAGCUGGAGAUUAACGACGUUACGGGACGUUUAAGCAGCGAUCUGGGAUUGCGGGUUAUGUGGAGACAAUCGAGGACGUCCCGCGAAGGGCGGGACUGUUGAACGAUAUAAUUUUGAACCAAAGUCCAUCCUGCAAGCUUCUUCAAGUGGAAUGAGUUGGUAAAAGUACUCAGUUUUACCUAUGGAAUAGAGUUUGCAUAAAGGAAGCUGUGUGGGGCCCAAGAUUCCAUCUCUUUUUCUAUUUAAAGCUGGUCAUUAACUAGCCCAGGAACCAAAUAUAUUCCCAUGGAUCUGUCGCCCAGUUUGCUGCUCAUGUUAUGGACUUUGUUGAGUGUGCUAGUCGAGGAGAUUACUGGACAAAAAGUGUAUACAAACACGUGGGCGGCUCGUAUAUCUGGAGGCUCUGCUGAAGCUGACAGGCUAUGCAAGAAAUAUGGAUUCAUUAACCAUGGUUUGAUUUUCGAAGACCAUUAUCAUUUCUCUCACCGAGCUGUGAUGAAAAGAUCAUUGACCCCCAAGAGAACUAGACAAGUCUUGUUAAAGAGAGAGCCUCAGGUGCACUGGUUGGAGCAGCAAGUGGCAAAAAAAAGGAAAAAGAGAGAUAUUUAUACAGAUCCAACAGAUCCCAAAUUUAUGCAGCAGUGGUACCUGCUUGAUACAAACCGACACGAUCUGCAUGUGAAGGAGGCUUGGGAGCAAGGCUUUACUGGCAAAGGCAUUGUGGUCUCUAUUCUGGACGACGGUAUUGAAAAGAAUCACCCAGAUCUGCAAGCGAAUUAUGAUCCGGCUGCCAGCUAUGAUGUCAAUGACCAAGAUCCAGAUCCCCAGCCUAGAUAUACUCAGCUGAAUGAUAACAGGCAUGGCACUCGCUGUGCCGGAGAGGUGGCGGCAGUGGCAAAUAAUGGCAUCUGUGGUGUUGGCAUUGCAUAUAAUGCUAAUAUUGGAGGAGUGCGGAUGUUGGAUGGAGAAGUGACUGAUGCUGUGGAAGCAAGGUCUUUGGGACUCAACCCUAACCACAUCCACAUCUAUAGUGCCAGCUGGGGACCAGAAGAUGAUGGGAAAACUGUGGAUGGGCCAGCAAAGUUGGCUGAAGAAGCUUUUUAUAGAGGAGUUACACAGGGUCGUGGAGGCCUGGGCUCCAUAUAUGUUUGGGCCUCUGGCAAUGGUGGAAGAGAACACGACAGCUGUAACUGUGAUGGCUACACCAACAGCAUUUACACCCUUUCUAUAAGCAGCACCACCCAGAUGGGGAAUGUUCCUUGGUACAGUGAGGCAUGUUCUUCCACUCUUGCGACUACGUACAGCAGUGGCAACCAGAACGAGAAGCAAAUUGUUACGACAGAUCUGAGACAGAAGUGCACAGACUCUCACACCGGGACAUCAGCAUCCGCACCGCUGGCUGCAGGAAUCAUCGCUCUCGCUCUGGAAGCAAAUAAAAAUCUUACUUGGAGAGACAUGCAGCAUCUGGUUGUACAGACGUCAAACCCAGCUGGCCUGAAUGCGAAUGACUGGAUUACCAAUGGUGUUGGGCGCAAAGUGAGCCAUUCAUAUGGAUAUGGUCUGCUGGAUGCUGGAGCCAUGGUGGCAAUGGCUAAGACUUGGGUCACCGUUGGACCUCAAAGAAAAUACGUCAUUGACAUUCUUAGUGAGCCCAAGGACAUUGGGAAACGUUUGGAAGUCAGACGCAAGGUAGAGCCCUGUGCAGGGAUGUCCAAUUACAUCAGCACCCUGGAACACGUUCAGGCAAGACUCAGCUUGUCCUACAAUUGCAGAGGAGACUUGGCCAUCUAUUUAACCAGCCCAAUGGGCACCCGCUCUUGCCUGUUGGCACCCAGACCCCAUGAUUACUCAGCUGAUGGCUUCAAUGAUUGGUCCUUUAUGACAACACAUUCAUGGGAUGAGGAUCCUGCAGGAGAGUGGGUUUUGGAAAUUGAAAAUGUCAGCAACAACAAUAAUUACGGAACACUUACCCAGUUUGUCUUGGUGUUGUAUGGAACUGCAUCAGAAGGCCUCUCCAGGAAGUUUGAUGGGGAUGGAUCCAGAAAUGUGGCCUCCAGCCAGUCUUGCAUUGUGUGUGAAGAAGGCUACUUCCUCCAUCAAAAGAGCUGCAUAAAAUCUUGCCCACAGGGCUUCACGUCCAGUAUCCAGAAUAUCCACUACACCCUUGACAACAACAUAGAGCCUCUCUUGGUAAAUGUGUGUGUGCCGUGCCAUGUUUCAUGUGCCACUUGUAAAGGCACCACAAUCAAUGACUGCCUGACAUGUCCGGCACACUCACACUACAACCUGCUGGACUAUAGCUGCACUCACCAGACUCAAAGGAGCAGAGAAUCUCCCACAUUAAAAGACUCCAGUCAUGAUUACGUUGCCAGGACAUCUAAUCUGCCCUUUAUUGUGGCCAUCCUGAGCUGCUUAUUCAUAAUCGUGGUGUUUGGCAGUAUAUUCCUCUUUCUUCAACUGCGAUCCGGGGGAGUCCUUGGAAGAAAGAGAUUGUACAUGUUGGACAGCGGGAUUAUCUCCUACAAGGGAAUCCCCUCAGGGGCGUGGCAAGAAGAGGGGUUUUCAGAGUCUGAAACAGAAGAGACUGCUGCUCACAGCGAGAGAACUGCUUUCUUAAAGCAACAGAGCACCCUUUGAUGACUAUGAUCACUUCCCUUCACCACUCACCAAAACGUUCAGCCAGAUCCCUUUUUACCUUACUUUUCAACACUGGACGUGUCCACGUAAGAUACGAGGUAUACUGCAAAAUGUUGGCUCCAGCAAAUGCUUAACCUGUUUUUUUUUUGUUUUUUUCCUGUUUUGAAUCAUGGUAUUAUCACUAUGUUUAACCCUUUUUCAUGAUGCUGUCUUGUGAUUAUUUUUUUUAAUUUAUUAUUUUGCCCCACUGUCCGUUACCAUUUUUUAAAUGAACCCCUUCAGUGACAGAAUGCCUUUUUAUUGGCUGUGUGACAGGUUUAAGAUGUGAUUCUGCAUAUCAGAAUGAUUUAGGGGCAGAUUUAUCAAGGAAUUUAAAAAAAACUUUCAAAUUCGACCAACCAAAAUUUAUUU
Messenger RNA from Xenopus laevis (African clawed frog), 3072 nucleotides. RefSeq names its product furin, paired basic amino acid cleaving enzyme S homeolog (gene furin.S). The record is from RefSeq and is marked provisional. Gene Ontology annotation, biological process: protein processing; proteolysis; peptide hormone processing. Gene Ontology annotation, molecular function: serine-type peptidase activity; serine-type endopeptidase activity. Lineage: Eukaryota; Metazoa; Chordata; Amphibia; Anura; Pipidae. Gene Ontology annotation, cellular component: endosome membrane; membrane; extracellular region.